Mycotypha africana is the source of this 1035-nucleotide messenger RNA. RefSeq lists its product as uncharacterized. NCBI's taxonomy places the organism in Eukaryota, Fungi, Mucoromycota, Mucoromycetes, Mucorales, Mycotyphaceae. Bases 74 to 655 code for a protein of 193 amino acids. The record is from RefSeq and is a predicted model, not a curated record. The transcript has 5 exons.
CUUGAAAUUGGAAAGGGCAAGGAUGCGUAGUAAUAGAAUACGUUAGAAAAUCAGUUAUCUCCUCGCAUUAAGGAUGAUGUCAAUGUUCAAAAUACACAAAAUUGUCGCGCAGAGAACAGGAACAGAUAGAUAUAUGUCUCAUCAUGUACUAAUUCCAUUGAGCCGAUUGCUUCUCGCGGUAUCAAUGCCAACAAAGACAUACUUCCGUUUUAAGUUCCACAUAUGCGCAUUUUCAACUGAUUUCAAUGACCUGAAGAAGUUCAUAAGGUAUUUAAAAUCCCAUCUUUAUUUGUUAGAGUUGGCUACAGCUCAUGUAGAAAGCAGACUUCAAUUCAGGCACUUUCUGAUUUCAAAACAUGGUAAAUACAAAGAAAAGUGUGAACUAUGGAGAAGACGACUCGUUGAAUACGAGAUAAAUACAAGAAAUAUAACUAUUAUCCUUGAACUCCCUAACAUUGUCCCUGGUUCCAAAAUACUGACGUCGCUCGGAUAUCGUUCGAUCUUAAGCUCUCAACGAUGCUGUUGUAAAAUAGCAGAAAACAUGAAAUGCUCAAAUCAUACGAUAACCCCUGAAAAAUUUAUCGUUAAUCGUGAUAGCAAUAAAUUAGAUCAGGCAAGGCAUCAGAUUAUAGCAGCAAAGGCAGUGAUUCGCUGAAAAAUGAAGAAUCUAAUAUUGAUUUUGAUGCAGGCGUGGAGUAGUCAGUUGAGCUUUUUUUUCGUUCCUGAAUAAAUUUGGGGGGUGCUUUAGAUGGUUCACUUGCAACUUGAUGGCUUCGUAGCUAUUGUGCCAGUCUCUUCACAAAAAUAACCCAAGUGCUUCUCAUCUUGACAACUAUAAAACUUAUAUCACAUGUAUGCGAAUGCUGUAGAUGCUUUCCGGAACAUUGUCUUUUUUGCCAUUCACAAUGUUUACUUUCUUUGUUCUGUUACACAGGUACCUUAACUCAUAAUAGCAGGAUAAACCCUCGAUUUUCGACAUGAAUUCUCGAUUUUUCCAAAUAUGGCAACUUUUGUUUCUAAACUCCACGGCUACAG